Molecule: messenger RNA, 2298 nt
Organism: Danaus chrysippus (African queen)
Lineage: Eukaryota; Metazoa; Arthropoda; Insecta; Lepidoptera; Nymphalidae
Source: the annotation of a GenBank genome assembly
AUGGAAAGAAGCGUUUUGGACACGAGGCACAUACAGUGGGCUUCUGAACUGCACUCCGAAUAUCGCAGCACUUACAGAUGGCACGAGUACAAGGAGCAGCAACAGCAGCAGGGGGUGGUGAAGCAGCCAGCACCCACUCCCCCCACUGCACUGCCGAUAGCACGCGGUCUAUUCACAGGGGCCAUCGAACCUGCUAUGCCUCGUCGCAAGAAGUAUCCAGGUGUAGCUUACAAGACGAACGAGCUGUUCGACCCGGCGCCUGCUGACGACAUUCGACCUCAACAGGCAUCCGCCUUCGAGCGCGCCCGGAGUGCUCAGAGGAAUGAUUCAGAGCGUGCCGGGAGACGCAGCAAGUCCGAAGGUCCGCGCCAACCACGCUGGACAGACACCGUGGAGCCUAAGGCGACUACAGCAUUGGGCGAAGUCCUAGCGGCGAAGGAGCCCGAAACUGUGAGCACCGAGUAUCGGAACCAGUUCGCAUGGCCUAAAGAUGAAGUGGUGCCGAGGAAGAGCAUCUCCAUGGGAGCACUCAAGAAAGCCGCUGUGGCUGAAGGGUUAGUAGAAGCAGAGCCUCUAAUGAAUCACGUGGAUGGAGAUCACGAAGACGGACCUAAACGCUACAUCGAAGACUAUCUGUGGAACGGCCAGAAACCAGGGGUACAGAGAAAAUCGACGUUCCGUAGCGCGCUAUCGGCCCUCAUAUACAACGGGGAGGAUCGGUCCAAAGAUAAUAGGAAACGUUACAAAAGCGAGUACAAAAAGAAAUUUAGACCGUUCUCUCAAUACGUGUACGAGGCGUCUAAAGGGACAUUUACAAAAUGCAGGGGGAAAGGGAAGUCGAUAGAGGAGGCGAGCGAGAGGUUGGUGGGGGACGCGGAGGGUGCGGGGGCGAGGGCGGGGGAUGCGGGGGUAGCGGGGCAGGGGCAGGGGACGGGCGGCGAGGACACGGCCAGCACGCUGCGCGCGGCCGGCCUGCAGCCGCUCGGACUCGCGCAGGGCGACUCCUGGUACCGCGAGGUCCUGGAUCUGCGCAAGCGAGCCGGCGAAUACAAGUACCGCGGCUGGGGAACCGAACUCGCUCCUGAACACAUCACUCAGCUUUACAAUAAGCAAAUCGAGCUCUGGUACCAAGUGUCCCGCCGGUCAUCGCUGUCGGCCCUAUCACUCGCUUCCACCAAUCACAAGGCUUUGCCUCGAGACGAGAAGGACGGCAAGGAGUCUAGAAACUUGUCUCCAAAGAAGUUCCGUUCUUUCCGCUCGGCGCCACACCAAUCCAUACACGCUAAGCUCCAGGAGACCAAGGCUCUAGAACGAUCUCCUCAUAAGACGUCUCCUCAGAAACAGAGGAAGAAGCUGCAAGGACACAGCUUCGACGAGGGAGCUGUUCAAGAUGGGGCGAAGUCCGAAGGUUCGUUCCGUUCCCCUCGCCGCCGACCACGCUCCGCUGACCCCGCGCCCGCGCCGCCUCGUGCUGCCACCGACGCCGAGCGCCCGCACAAGCCCACCGGUUUGCCGUUAAGUAGGGGGAGUAGUAGUAGAGUUAGGUCGACAUCGCGGGGGGGCCGGUCGCCCUCCGCCCCAAGCAAAACGGGGACAAGAUUAGUGAAUGGGGCCGUUGAGGCAAACGGGGCAGGACUUGUUAACGGGACCACACCACCGGCCCGACGAAGCCGGAGCGUCUCGAAAGUGGGCAUAAAACUGGAUGAUGACAUCCCAAAUCAUCGCAGCGCAUCUGUAGCCAAGGACCACUUCUUCGAUGAUUCCCCGAUAGUAAAGUCUCCUCCGGAGCCGACCCGGGUCAAGUCUCCAGAACAGAUGAACAUGCGUUCUCCAGACCCUGUCAACUGGACCGUGCCCUUGGACACCGGGAAGACGUUCACCGUGACACAGAACGUCAAAAGCGAAAUCGCUCCAAUUCAUCAUCAGCAAAUGUCUCCGAUACGUUCGCUCAAGAAGAGCGAGUCUCCGACCAGCUUGAGCAAACGGACUGACAAAACACCCACCACCCCCAUCAGCCUCACGCCCAUCGAUGAAACGAAGGCUCUGGAUCUGAACAAAGUUAACGGCGUUAACGGUUUGAACAGCAACCAGCUGACUCCGGAAACACCGCUCCAGGAGCACCUCGCUGAGAAGGAAGUCAUUAAAAAGUCGACUGAAGCAACUCAGGUCGCACCGGGAGUAGUGGAUACUACUGUAGUCAAUGAGACGCCCACUGGUGGCCUAACCGCCUCCGAGGUCCUAGACAGAGCUCGCACGAGGUUCGACAAGUUUUGGGGCAAGAAAGAGGACGACGUUUAA